AUGGAUGCAGAAUAUUUAUUACCAACUUUAGAUUCAGUUUAUAUGAACUUAAACGAAUAUGACAGUGAUAAAAAUAUUAAAAAUAUUGAAAAUACUUCAAAUUUCCUAAAUGAUUCAUCACCAAAUUCGAACACAAAUCAACAAAUUAAUAAUAAUAAUAGUAAUAAUAAUAAUAAUAAUAACAGUUGCUUCAAUAAUAUAAUUGUAGUUAAUAACUUCCCACAAAAAAAUAAUAAUAAUAAUAAUAAUAAUAACAAUAACGAAUCAUCCACUCCAUCAAUUACAUUAACCCCACCAACUCAAUCACAACAACAAUCAUCACAACAACAACAACAACAACAACAACAAUACCAAACCACACCAUCAUCACCAUCAAAAUUAAAUAGUGCAACACCAACAACUACAAAUAGUACAAUUACAUCACCAAUCAUGAUGCCAUAUAAUAACAAUAACAAUAAUUAUUUAAAUGCACAAAUUAUUAAUAACAAUCAAAAUAAUAAUAAUAAUAAUCAAAAUAAUAGUUCAUAUCAACAUCCAGAAAUGUCAGCAUCAACUCAAGAACACUUUUUAAAAUUAUUAUCACAAAUUCAACAACAUCAACAACAAUCAACUACUUUUCAAAAUAACCACGAAUAUAUUCAUAAUCAAUCUACAGCAGCAAACUUUAAAAUUAAUAGUGAUGCAAUGACUCCAUUAUUAGAUACUCCAAUUCCAAAUUCUCCAUCUUUAUCAAAUCCAACUAUAAUAAAUAAUAAUAAUAAUAAUAAUUUAAAUAAUAAUUUAAAUAAUAAUAAUUCAAACAUCAUUGCAUCAACUACUUGUACAUCUGAUAUCAGUAGUAUUAAUAAUAAUAAUAAUAAUAACAAUAAUAACAAUAAUAAUAAUAAUAAUAUUAUUAAUAAUAAUGAAAAUAUUAAUAAUAACGCAUCAAAUAUAAAUAGUAUUACAUCCGACCCAAAUUUAUCACCACAACAAACUGAAUUAAAUUUAACUACAACAACUAAUUCAUCAUCAUCAUCACCAUCAUCAUCGUUAACAGUAAAGAAAAAUAAUGUUGCAAGAGCUGCAUCACCAGGAAUUUCAUCACCACCAAUUUCACCAAGAAAAGGUGUAAACAAUAGAAACAAUAAUAGUAAAAUAAAGAAUAAAACACAACAAGUUCAAAUGAAUAUACUACAAGCUCAACAAGCUCAAUUACAACAACAACAACAACAAGCACAAUUACAACAACAACAACAACAACAACAACAACAACAUCAAUCACCAUCACUAACAGGUACAAAUUUAAAUAACAAUAACAAUAGCAAUAGCAAUAACAAUAAUCCAACAUCAUCAACUAAUUCAACACCAAAUUUAUCACCAACAAUUCAAUCAAUGUCAAAUAUACCAGGUUUUAGUUUAAAUUCAAAUUCACCUCCACAACCAUCACCUCCAAAUUCACCACCAUUAUUACCACCAACUCCAUCACCAAAUCAAAAUCCAUAUUUUUUCAAUAGCACCACCAAUGCCAAUACAACUCCAACCAACAAUAAUAAUAAUAAUAGUUUUUUAAAUGGUAAUAACAAUAACAAUAACAAUAACAAUAACAAUAACAAUAACAAUAACAAUAACAAUAACAAUAACAAUAACAAUAACAAUAAUAAUAAUAAUUCAUAUGGUAUUAGACAUCAUGUUGGACCAGCAGUUUCAUCAAUUGUAAAACAAUUGAGUGCAAAAAGAUCACAUAAUAAUUUAACAAAUUCACAAACAAUAUUAUCAAAUUCACAAACAAAUGUAAAUAAUUUAUCACUUUCAACAUCAUCACAAAAUUUAAAUUGUACAGAUUCAAAUGGUUUAUCAUUGGUAUCAUCAACAGCAUCAACUAAUGGUGCAAGUGGUGGUAAUGAAGAUAAAAAAGGUAUUUGCCUAAACUUUUUAAAUUUCUUUUUCAAUGUUAAUCCAUCACUUUCAACACCAGCAACAAGAAGAUCACAAAUUUUAGCACUCUAUGUGAAUAAAAUUCAACCAGAUCAUAGAUAUAGAAGACCAAAUGAUAUGGCAAAUCUAUGCGUUGUCCUCUAUGGUCACCUUUUCUCAUCACUCGACGAACAAACCAUUAAAGAUUUCAUAGCUAGUCAUUCUUCAAAUUUACAAAAAUCAAAAAAAGAAGAAAGAAGAAAGAAAAGAAAAAGAGAUUCAAAACAAGAUUCACAAGAUGAUCAAUCAUCAUCAUCAAAAAUUUCAAAUGUAAAUAAUAUUUUAUCACCAAGAUCUUUAUUAAAUAAUAAUGGUAAUAAUAAUGAGGAUAAUAAUGGUAAUAGCAAUAAUAAUAAUUCAUCAAAUGAAGAUAACGUUGGUAGUCCAAUUGAAGACUCUGACGAUCCACCAGUUUCAUUACAUGAUGCAUUUGUUAAUUGUUUAAAAGCUUGUAAUCUUUUACCAUUUAUUGAAUUUAAAUCUGUAACUUUAUUACCUAUCGCUUGUGAACAAUUACCAUUUGUUGACUCUCAUUAUACUCAAGAGGAUUUAGUUAAAUGGGAAAAUCAAUUAAAAGAUUUGAAAUCAAAUUCAAAAACUCAAGCUGCUGCUGCUGCCGCUCAAGCAAUGCUUCAACAACAAAUUCAAAUUCAACAACAGCAACAACAACAACAACAACAACAACAACAACAACAACAACAACAACAACAACAACAACAACAACAACAACAACAACAACAACAACAAUAUCAACAACAAUAUCAACAACAACAACAACAACAAUAUCAACAACAACAACAACAACAACAAAAUCAACAAUAUUUAUCUUCACCAACUCUUCAAAUUCCAUCAAUUUCAAUUACAUCCAGACCACAAUCACCAAAUCCACCAUCAUUAAACUUAAUUAGUAAUCCACCAUCAUCAAAUUGUGAAUCAUUAAGAGGUUCUACAAAUAGUAUUAAUAAUAAUCAACAACAACAAAUUAACAGUAAUAGUAAUAAUAAUAAUAAUAAUAAUAAUAAUAAUAAUAAUAAUAAUAAUAAUAAUAAUAAUAAUAAUAAUAAUAAUAAUAAUAAUAAUAAUAAUAAUAAUAAUAAUGUAUUUGAAGAAACCAAACCAUUUACACCAUUAGUAUUUAGUGGUAAUGAUUUGGCUAUUCAAAGACCACCAUCACCAUUAAAUAUUCAAACUUGUUCAAAUAUUCCACUUAUGCAAACUUCUUCAUUAAAUGUAAAGAGUGAUAAUAAUAAUAAUAAUAAUAAUGAUUGCGGAAGUUUAUUAAAUGAAUUAAAUAGUGCAGAAUUAAUAAAUAAUAAUAAUAAUGGUAUUUGUGUUGUAAAUAAUAUUCAAAAUGAUUGUAAUAAUAGUAAUAAUAAUAAUAAUAAUAAUAAUAAUAAUAAUAAUAAUUGUAAUAAUAUCAAUAAUAAUAAUAAUAAUAAUAAUAUUGAUAAUAAUAAUUAUAAUUGGUUAAAUGAUUCAAAUUGUGCAGUUUUAGUUAAUAUUCGUGAAGAUCCAGAAAGUUAUACAAUUUAUAUUGCAAUUCCAAAUAGUAAUUCUGAUACAUUAUUAGUUUCAGUGAAUCCAAAUGAUGUCAUAAUCGAGGGUGAAAUAUUAUUACCUGAUAUCAUUUAUUUACCAAGUGGUAGUGCUAUGUCUGUACCAAUAAGUACUCCACAUAGUUUCCAACGUAAAGAAUUUAAUGAAGGUAGAUUUAGAAAAGUUAUCAAUUUACCAAUUCCAGUCAGUAGUUAUGUCGUAGGUAGAAAAGAAGGUAUUGUCGUAGUAUUGGCUAGCAAAGACAUCAAUUAUACUCUCUCAAAUAUUUUAAUCAUUAAACAACAACAACAAGAGAAUUUACGUCAUCAACAACAAUUGGAACAACAUUUAAGACAACAACAAUUAAUACUUCAACAACAACAAAAUCAAUUAAAUAAUCAAUUACAACAUCAACAACAACAAUUUCCACAACAUUUUCAACAACAACAAUUAGAAUUAAAAGCUUAA
Molecule: messenger RNA, 3960 nt
Organism: Dictyostelium discoideum AX4
Lineage: Eukaryota; Evosea; Eumycetozoa; Dictyosteliales; Dictyosteliaceae
Exons: 1
Coding region: 1-3960 (1319 amino acids)
Source: RefSeq, a predicted model, not a curated record